Malassezia pachydermatis is the source of this 633-nucleotide messenger RNA. RefSeq names its product serine threonine-protein kinase. The record is from RefSeq and is a predicted model, not a curated record. Lineage: Eukaryota; Fungi; Basidiomycota; Malasseziomycetes; Malasseziales; Malasseziaceae. The transcript is spliced from 2 exons. The coding region runs from base 1 to 633 and encodes 210 amino acids.
AUGGACGGGGACGCGCCGACGGCCGCCUCCAUCUCCAUUCAACGGAGCGUGCCUGCUACCGUCGCCACAGCGACUGCGAAGCCGACCAUUGCAGGCCGUGCGCCCUUCCAGGCGGCGUUUACGCCUGGCGCCUCGACCACCAAGAAGGAGUGGCUUGGCGACUUUAACUCCAUUGCUGACUCACCCCUCCUUGCCUCUUUGCAGGUGGGUGAGUAUGCAGAUGAAGGGCGGCGGCAUGUCAACAAAAACUACCUUCGCGAAGCUUUCGAUGUCUCGUUUGCUGUGCACCGCAUUGAAGAAGAGUCGCGUCAAGCACAGCGAUACCAGGGUCAACAGAAACAGCAGCAAGGCUGGCAUACACUAGGAUACAAUCAUUUGGACGCGACUGGCUACGAUAUCUCUGCAGCACAACGACGGCAUGGUCAUGUGGCUGCCAAGAUCAUUUCCGAUAAGCGUGCGGCGCAACAGAAGACCAAUACCAUACCCAAGGGCCUCGGGGCCAAUGUUGGCGCCUUUUCUCUCUCUUUGGACGGUGCCUCAAUUCUGGAGCGACGAAAACGCAUGGAUAAGACCAAAAACGAUGUAAAGAAGGAUUCGAAGCUGCAUAACUCUUCGUUGCAUGUUGCCACAUAG